Molecule: messenger RNA, 2737 nt
Organism: Wasmannia auropunctata (little fire ant)
Lineage: Eukaryota; Metazoa; Arthropoda; Insecta; Hymenoptera; Formicidae
Gene: step
Product: cytohesin-1
Exons: 6
Coding region: 398-1717 (439 amino acids)
Biological process (GO): regulation of ARF protein signal transduction
Molecular function (GO): guanyl-nucleotide exchange factor activity
Source: RefSeq, a predicted model, not a curated record
AGAGAGAGAGAGAGAGAGAGAGAGAGAGGGGCCGUUGGCAGCCGAGGAUAAUUGGAAUAAACGUAUCAAAGGUGCGCGUAUAGCGUCGUUGUCGUCGUCGUCGCCGUCGACGUCGACGUCGACGUCGACGUCGUCGACGCCGUUGUCGCUGCCGCGCGCGCACGCGGGUCGUUGCACUUCCGACCGCGUGCUCUAUGUACGUGUUCUACGACCUUUGUACCUCGUCUAUUUCUCAAAGCACUCGGCGCGUAAGUAUCAUGUUUGAUUACAACGAGGACUAUGGUGAACGCAGGACGCGAAGCGAGCGUUGUUUUUUGCGAGCCGGGAAGACGAAAAGUGCAAAGUGAAGGAGCCCGGUAGACCGGCACAGGGGCAAUUCGUCGCGGGUGCACCGAGAAUGAUCUUCACCGGCAGAUCGGUGGACGCUCUCGACGAGGUGCGAGGCGCCAAUAGUGCGGGUAAUGUCCAAUCAGACGGCGGACGCCGAGACGUGAGCGCUGUUGCUAUCGCGACCGGGUGGUUCUCCAGUUUGCGGAGACCCGGCAAGAGGAAGAAGAGUUAUCAGAAGCAAGCUAAGAGCGCCUGGGACCUCAGCGUCUUGUCUACCACGCAAUUGAAAGAUGAAUUGGGCGAGGUUGUGGCAGAAAUGGAGGCGAUGGAAGGCGGCGGACUUACGACCGACGAGACUAAACCGUCCAACAAGGCCAAGCAGACGUCGAUCGGCCGCAAAAAAUUCAAUAUGGAUCCUAAGAAGGGCAUCGAGUACCUGAUAGAGCACAGUCUGUUGACGCCGACGCCGGAAGACGUUGCUCAGUUUCUCUACAAGGGCGAGGGCCUCAACAAAACUGCGAUCGGCGACUAUCUCGGUGAACGGCACGAUUUCAACGAACGUGUGCUGCGAGCCUUCGUCGAGUUGCACGACUUCACCGAUCUCAUAUUGGUACAAGCUCUACGUCAGUUUCUCUGGUCGUUCCGACUGCCCGGCGAAGCGCAAAAGAUCGAUCGCAUGAUGGAGUGCUUCGCUCAAAGGUACUGCCAGCUAAACCCGAAUAUCUUCACCAAUACGGAUACUUGCUACGUACUGAGCUUCGCCAUCAUCAUGUUGAACACUUCGUUGCAUAAUCCAAGCGUUAAGGAUAAGCCCAGCGUAGAUCAAUUUAUUUCGAUGAAUCGAGGAAUUAACAACGGUGGAGAUUUGCCGCGGGAACUUCUUGUGAGUUUAUACGAGAGUAUAAAAACCGAGCCUUUCAAAAUACCAGAAGACGAUGGCAACGACUUGAUGCACACCUUCUUCAAUCCUGAUAAAGAAGGCUGGCUAUGGAAACAAGCAGGCGGACGUUACAAGAGUUGGAAGAGACGAUGGUUCAUAUUGAACGAUAAUUGUUUAUACUAUUUCGAGUAUACAACGGACAAGGAACCACGCGGUAUCAUUCCGUUAGAGAAUAUUCAGGUUCGAGAGAUUCAAGAUCGGCAUAAACCUCACUGUUUCGAAUUGUAUGCUGCUGGUUCCGAGUUUAUAAAGGCAUGCAAAACUGAUAGUGAAGGGAAAGUCGUCGAAGGAAAACAUACGGUAUAUCGAAUGUCCGCAGCUACUGACGAAGAAAAGGAUGAAUGGAUCAAAUGCGUGCGGCAAAGUAUAUCACACAAUCCUUUCUAUGAUAUGCUGGCAGCACGAAAGAAGAAGGCACAAAAAACAAAUGUACACUCAAAGAGUUAAGCGCUGCCACAAGCCGAGUUUCUCUCGAAACUCGGCACAUCAGAAGACUGUUUAUUCGCGAUCCUUACACGUACGGUAUCGUCGAAUACAAACAAAUUACAUGAUGGCGAGAAUCCAUCGAAAAAGAAAAAAAAACGCCCGAAAGCGUUAUAGACUAUAAUAGUACUAUAAUAGUUAUCAGGCGUGUGAUAACGUGACACGAAAUAUCGUUGUAAUAAACGUUGCAGUAAACGCUGCAACCGCGUACAUAGAAUACGGCAUUAAUGUGACGUCAUAAUCGAGUACGAAAUACAGAAUCGGCGCAGCAUAAGAUGGAUAUGGAUCUAGACAAACAUUAUAUUAAUGACAAGUACGAUAACGCGCCGUUAUACAACACCUGAUGCCCGAUUGGCAUUAUAUCGAUGUACAAAAGGGUCUUGCGCUAAAGAGAACUAGCUAUAUUUCUAUUAAUUUAAUGAAUAAAUUGCAUCUAUAUUCUUUUUGCAAAAGAGAAUGAUACAUAUGAUUUUGUAUAUAUUGGAAAUCAAAGUCUUUACGAUAAAUAAUAACUGUAUUAGUAUUGACACCAAAAUAAUACGUGAGCAAAGAAAUAUCGGUUUAUUUAACGUUUUAUAUUUUACUAAAAAAGUCAAUAAUCUCAAGAAAUGUCCUGAUAGAAGCGCAAAAUAGACGCUUUAUAAUGCCCUUAGCGUCAUUUUGGCAAUAUAUAUUAUAUGAGAAUAAUUAUAGGAAGCUGUAACGGAGAAAACGGGACAUUUUUUUAUCUCUUUCCGGCAGCUUUGAGACACUGUUGAAGCUCUAUCUGAUUUCAGAAAGGUAAUAUUUGAGAUAUUUUGUAUGAAAUACAAUAGUAAUAUUAUCCUGUAUCGUGCAAAUGAAAGACAAGUCGCGAUUUCCAAUUAUAUUAAAAAAGGCAUAAAGCCGAGAACUCGAUAACUUCAUGUGAUAAUUAUUCGUGUGUAUAUUUAUUUAAACAAAUAUGUACAAAAUAAAACUAAAGGAUACAUUUUCUGCAUGAAA